AUGCAGCGGUACAUUUUGCGAAGAUUGGCCCAGGGUAUCCUCGCCAUCUUCGUCAUCAGCACAGUGACGUUCGCACUGGCCCGUGUUUCGGGGGACCCUCUGAAUGUGUUGUUGCCCGAAGAGGCGUCCGAGGAGCAAAUCGCCCUCACCAAGAUCGAAUGGGGGCUCGAUAAACCUCUUCACAUGCAAUACAUCUUGUUCCUGGGGAAGUUGGUCCAGGGGGAUUUGGGCGAAGCAUUGGCUUGGCCCAACACCUCCGCCACCGAACUGAUCAUAGAACGCCUCCCCAACACGGUUCAACUCUCCGCGGCCGCAUUGUUGGUCAGCGGUCUGAUCGCAUUUCCGGUCGGCGUCCUCGUGGCAAUCAAAAAGGACACAUUCAUAGACUUCGGCGGCAAGAUGUUUGCCAUCUUGGGUCAGUCCGCGCCGUCAUUCGCGGUGGGACUGAUUUUGAUGUGGAUAUUCGCCGUUCAGUUGGAUAUCUUCCCCACUUCUGGGAACGGCGGGAUCGAAUACAUGGUGCUGCCCGCGAUAGCCUUGGGCUAUUACAACGUGGCAGCGCUGAUGCGACUGACCCGUUCGUCCAUGCUCGAAGUGCUGGACACGGAGUACGUGAAGCUGGCGCGGAUUAAAGGCGUUCCGGAAUGGAAGAUCGUCUGGAAACACUGUUUCCGUAAUGCUCUCAUCGUACCGAUUACGUAUUUUGGCCUCAUUGGAGCAGUGCUGAUCACGGGUUCAGUCGUCAUUGAGACCGUGUUCGCGUGGCCCGGCCUGGGCGCCUUGGUCAUCGACGCGAUUUUGUUCCGAGACUACGUCGUGGUGCAGGCCGUCGUUUUGUUGUUCGCGACCGCAUUCGUGUGUAUCAACAUAAUGGUUGAUGUGCUUUACGCUUAUAUCGACCCUCGAAUCCGCUACGGGUAA
Geodia barretti is the source of this 921-nucleotide messenger RNA. NCBI's taxonomy places the organism in Eukaryota, Metazoa, Porifera, Demospongiae, Tetractinellida, Geodiidae. The record is from the annotation of a GenBank genome assembly.